GAAAUACCUCCCUCUGAUAUGAUAAAAAUUCACGCACAAUACGUGUUGGCAUUUUUUCAAACCAUAAAUGAUAGUAAUAAUUUAGCUAUUGAUCAAAAUGUUGUUCCUAUUGAAACUAUUGAUGUUCUAAGCGAUUUACCAUGUGAUCUGAAAAUCAUUAUCUCUAUAGUCUGCAAAGACCUUAACAAGCCACCCAAAACAGU
This is a messenger RNA of Dentiscutata erythropus, 203 nucleotides long. Lineage: Eukaryota; Fungi; Glomeromycota; Glomeromycetes; Diversisporales; Gigasporaceae. The record is from the annotation of a GenBank genome assembly.